AUGGCUCCCUCGUCGUGCUUCUACAUGUCCAUACACUUUCUUUUCUUGUGCUUGUGGUCACAUUCCAUUGGUGCUCACAAUCUCUCUCGUUCUGUGAAACCUCUGUGCCUCGAGGACGAAAUGUCUGCCCUGCUGCAAUUUAAAGAGAGAUACAAAAUCGCCGAUGUUUUCGAUGAUCAUCUCACUCGUCCCAAGACCCUGUCCUGGAAAAAUAGUCAGGAUUGCUGCUCUUGGGAUGGGAUUGAGUGCGACGAGAAUACGGGCCAUGUAAUUGCUCUCAACCUAGGAAGUAGUUUUCUCUAUGGCUCUAUCAACAAUAACAGUUUGUUGGAAAUGAAAGCGUCAGGCCUAAGAAGCCUAAUUCAAAAUCUAACCAGCUUGGAAGAACUUUUUCUAGGGACCAUCAACAUGUCAUCCAAAGUGCCCAACACCCUGGCAAAUCUGUCUUCCCUGAGAAGGUUGGGCAUGUAUGGAUGCCACUUGCACGGUGUAUUUCCGUCUGCCAUUUUUCAUUUACCGAAGCUACGAUAUCUUGGGGUGGGUCACAACAAAGCUCUCACGGGCCGAUUGCCGGACUUUAACUCAAGCAGUCCUCUUGAAGAGCUGCGACUGCAUGACACAAGCUUUUCUGGAGAACUAUCCUCUUCAAUUGGAAUACUUCCUUCCUUGAGCUAUCUCAACGCAAUUGAUUGCAAAUUCUCGGGAUCCAUCCCGGCUUCAUUUGCUAAUCUUAGCAACCUCAAAUACCUAGGUGUUAGUACAAACCCACUCACUGCUCAGUCCAUUUCCUCUUUGUCUUGGGUUUGGAAGAUUAAAAAGCUCACCACUUUGGACCUCUUACAGAACAAUUUAUAUGGCGAGAUCCCACCUUCAAUCAGAAACUUGUCCCGACUUGUUGAAUUACGCCUUGAUAGAAACCAAUUAAGCGGAACCAUCCCAUCUCAGCUCAUGAACCUCACUCAACUGACCUUGCUUAAUCUUAAACAGAAUAAAUUCUAUGGCGAGAUACCUUCUUCAAUCUAUCAACUUCUAAAUCUCCAAGUCCUCAUCCUUGCCAAAAACGACUUCAGCGGAACUAUUGAACUUGACAACUUUCUCAUGCUCAAACAAUUGAAUGUGCUCCAACUAUCAUCUAACAGGCUAUCAUGUCGCACAAGUAGCGUGAAUGUUAUUCUUCCUCAGCGUCAGGUCCUAGGACUAGCAUCAUGCAAUUUGAGCAAGUUUCCGGCAUUCUUACAAAAGCAAGAGUCUAUGAAUUGGUUGGACCUAUCGGAUAACAACAUUAGUGGAGAAGUGCCCUUUUGGGUGUGGAAUGGCACUUUUAAACACAUGCAGUACCUGAAUCUCUCUCAUAACUUCUUAACUGGUCUUGAUCGAUAUCACCCGAUCAAUCCUUCAAUUAUGUACACGAUAGACCUAUCUUAUAACAUGUUGAAAGGACCACCCCCUGAAGCACCGCCGUCAAUAUUGUCCUAUAUAGUAUCCAACAAUAGGCUGACGGGAGUAUUGCCACCACGGGUCUGCAAUUUGAGUUCAGCAAUCACACUAGAUUUGUCUUCUAACAAUUUGAUUGGUGCACUUCCAGUUUGUUUGGGCAAUAUCAGCGAAUCUCUCAUCAUAUUAAACCUAAAAGGCAACAAUUUCCAUGGGAGCAUUCCCGAGGUAUUGGUGAGGGGGACACAAUUGACGAUGAUCGACUUGAGUGACAACCAAUUGCAAGGCAGGUUACUGAGGUCCCUGGCCAAUUGCAAAAUGCUCAAAUUCAUCAACUUUGCAAAUAAUUUUAUCAUGGACACCUUCCCGUCAUGGUUGGGAUCUCUACCGACUCUUCAUGUCCUUAUUUUGCGAUCCAAUAGAUUCCACGGAUUCAUAGAGAGGCCUAAAUCUAGUUCCACAUUCCUUGAGCUAUGGAUACUUGACCUCUCUAUAAAUUUAUUUCUCGGUAAGUUGCCUAUGGAAUUCUUUCAGUCUUGGAAUGUUAUGAAAUCCAAGACGGGAAACUUUACGUACAUGCAGUUAAACCUAGAGCCGAGAUGCUUCCUUGCGUUCACCUACUAUGGCUAUUGGGAUUUCUCCAUGACAGUGAUAUACAAAGGGCUUGAACGGUAUUACCCAAAGAUCUUAGAAGUCUUCACGAUCAUCGACCUCUCCAGCAAUUUGUUCAAAGGAGAUAUCCCUGGUGUCAUAGGUGAUCUCAAGGGACUACAAGGACUAAACCUAUCCAACAAUUUCUUCACUGGUCACAUCCCACCAUUGUUGGGGAAUCUCACGGCACUCGAAUCGUUGGACCUUUCUUGGAACAAACUCUCAGGACAGAUUCCCCAGAAGCUGACAGAACUCGGGUUCCUUUCUUUCCUAAACAUGUCUUACAACAAUCUGUCCGGGUCUGUGCCGAGAGGGCGACAAUUCGACUUGUUUUCAAAUGAUUCUUUUGAAGGGAACUUGGGAUUAUGUGGAGAAUUCAUACAAAGGAAAUGUCGAGAUUUAGGGGAUACGUCAAGACAACCUUCAACCCACCAAGAAGAAGACUUGGCAUCACCAAUUAAACUCAAUUGGAGAAUUGUUCUACUGGGAUAUGGGAGUGGCUUAGUGAUUGGAGUGAUUAUCGGAAAUGCAUUCAUCUCCUGGAAACAUGUUUGGUUUGAAGGAAAUGCCAGGUCAAGGCAACGGCCUAGCAAGAGGCAGCCUAGGAAGGAUAGGAACUCAUGGUCAGGCAAGUUUUUAAACUUCUGCAGGUAUUAA
Molecule: messenger RNA, 2742 nt
Organism: Eucalyptus grandis
Lineage: Eukaryota; Viridiplantae; Streptophyta; Magnoliopsida; Myrtales; Myrtaceae
Product: receptor-like protein 50
Exons: 2
Coding region: 1-2742 (913 amino acids)
Molecular function (GO): protein binding
Source: RefSeq, a predicted model, not a curated record